GGGGAGGGGGUGGGGGCCGGCGGCUACAAUAACAGCAAGGCCUGGAGGCGACGCUCCUGCUGGCGGAAAUGGAAGCAGCUGUCUCGACUACAGCGGAGCGUAAUUCUCUUCCUGUUUGCCUUCUUGGCAGUCUGUGGAGUCAUCUCAUACACAAGCAUGGGGGAACCAUGGAAAAGUCUAACAAACAAAUCUUUGGAUGAUCAGAGAGCAGAACCAGAAAUUCCUGGAUUAAAGCUGGCAAAUCCAGCCGUUUUACCAGCACCCCAGAAAGCAGAUGCCAACCUUGGAGACUACCCAGAGCUUUCACUGCAGAAGCUGCCAAAACUGCCUCAUGUUCGGCGUGGUCCUUCCAAUCUUCAGAUCAAGCCACCACGGAGGGAUGUGAGGCUGAAGGCCCAACAUGAUACUGGCAGGGUUGUAGAAGAGCUGGUCCAGGCUGAUAAAGAAGAGAAAACGGAGAAAUCUGUUAUCAGCUGGAGAGGAGCAGUGAUAGAACCUGACCAAAGCACUGAACCUCCAUCUAGUAAAAUAAAGGAACCAGAAAAACCUUCAUCUGUGGAAGCUGAAGACCAGAAGGAACCAGUGCCCAUAAAUGAACGUCAGAUGGCUGUGAUAGAAGCUUUCCGCCAUGCCUGGAAAGGAUACAAGGAUUUUGCCUGGGGCCAUGACGAGCUGAAGCCUUUGUCCAAGUCCUACAGCGAGUGGUUUGGACUUGGCCUUACCUUAAUUGAUGCCUUGGAUACCAUGUGGAUUUUAGGCUUAAAAGAAGAAUUUGAAGAAGCAAGAAAAUGGGUAGCAAACGAGUUAGCAUUUGAUAAAAAUGUGGAUGUGAACCUUUUUGAGAGCACUAUUCGUAUCCUGGGGGGCUUGCUGAGCACCUACCAUCUCUCUGGAGAUAGCCUCUUCCUGGAAAAAGCUAAAGACAUUGGGAACAGGCUUAUGCCAGCAUUCAAGACCCCCUCCAAGAUACCAUAUUCUGAUGUCAACAUUGGCCGGGGCACGGCGCAUCCACCUCGCUGGACGUCCGACAGCACUGUGGCAGAGGUGACCAGUAUUCAGCUGGAGUUUAGGGAGCUAUCUCGUCUCACUGGAGAUGAGAAAUUCCAGAAAGCUGUAGAUGAGGUGAUGAAGCAUGUUCACACCCUCUCAGGGAAAAACGACGGACUAGUGCCUAUGUUCAUAAACACCAAUAGUGGGCAGUUCACUCACUUGGGUGUCUAUACUCUGGGAGCCAGGGCUGACAGCUACUAUGAGUAUUUGCUCAAGCAAUGGAUUCAGGGGGGGAAAAAAGAAAAUGAGCUGUUGGAAGACUAUAUGAGAGCCAUAGAAGGAGUGAAAAAGCAUCUUCUUCAGAGAUCACAACCCAAGAAGCUUACUUUUGUAGGAGAGCUUGCUCAUGGCCAUUUCAGUGCCAAGAUGGAUCACUUGGUUUGCUUUUUGCCUGGCACGUUGGCACUGGGAGCUCACAAUGGAUUGACUGCUGAUCAUAUGAAAUUGGCUGAAGCCCUUACAGAAACCUGUUACCAGAUGUACGCUCAAGUAGAGACAGGCCUGAGCCCAGAGAUCGUGCACUUCAAUCUUCAUGCACAAAACGGCCACAAAGACGUGGAAAUCAAGCCUGCAGACAGGCACAACUUACUGCGACCAGAAACUGUGGAAAGCCUUUUUUAUAUGUACAGGUUCACUGGUGAUAAGAAAUACCAAGACUGGGGCUGGGAAAUCUUGCAGAACUUCAAUAAAUACACACGGGUUCCUACAGGUGGUUAUACUUCCAUUAACAACGUCCAGAAUCCCAGUAAUCCAGAGCCACGGGAUAAGAUGGAGAGCUUCUUCCUUGGGGAAACACUCAAGUACAUGUUUCUGCUGUUUUCAGACGACAUAGACUUAAUCAACCUUGACAAAUAUGUAUUUAACACAGAAGCUCACCCGCUCCCGAUCUGGGUGCCAGCAUAGACUGGGUGUCAGUGGACCUUCCAAUGGUGACAUUUUAACCUUCAAGUCACUUUACUUUUCAGGGUUUGAGGAGAGAUGCUCAAUUGCACCUUUUUUGGCUUCAAACAAAACCUUUGGGAAAGCAUCUCUGGUUUGGAGAAGUCAUGUCAGUCUUAAGUCUAAUCCCUGGUUUGGGAUGGACAGGCUGUGCCAUACUAAGCUGGCUUUCCUGGUAUUGAUGAUGAGGUUCAGAGAAUAAUUGUAGUGUGGACCAUGACAUUCACGGGGCUCUAGUGAACCAGAACUCACGUCAGUCUUACAAAAUGCUCAUCAAAUACCGGGAAUGCAGCAAGUUGUCUUACAGCACAGGUUGUCCCUGGAGAGAAGGAAUAAGCCUCUGGGUUUCUGGUUUAUUCUGGAUUCACUGAAACACUUGGUUACAGUGCCAUUCCUCCAUAAGAACUGGUAGUGUUUCAGGUGGUAAGUGGAAUAAACAAAGGACUGUAACGUUGUUCCAGGUAGAAGCAAAGCUGUCAGUAUUCCUACUGAUGCUCUGAUCUCAUUCCAGACUACCGAGCUAUGCUGCAUCAUGCCAGAAGGGAGUGGCAGCAAAGCACCUGUUGUACAGUGUCUUAGUUUUAUAGAGCACUUUGAACGAUCUGUUCAAGCUGUGGCUGAAAUGAAUGGUGGGAGAGAAUUUGCUGCUGGUCUGGCUCAAAAGUGGUAUAUAAUUUUGUAGAGGUAUUGCAGUUUUUUAACUUAUCUAAUGCAGGAGAUAAUGUGAAACGCAAGUGGAACUACACAUGCAUUUUGUAUAUUAUUUGCAUCAGUUAGACUCAGGUAUUCUGACUGAAAGCUGCUUUAUGAGGCUGGGCACUGGGAAAGCUGGUGAGCUGGGUAUGAUCUGAUGUCGGCCUCCUUCCAUCCCUUCCGGUCCAGGCAUUGCAUUGUAAAGUGUUCACUGACUCAAAUGUACGAUUGUACAGCAGAGUUCAUGUGAUUCUUCAUUGUUUGGACUGUGGAGAAAUUUUCAAUUUUUAUUUUUUUUUUUUUUUGUUUCUCCUGAGCAGUGCUUUGGGUAGAAGUGUUUUCAUCAGCAGUGUUAAAAGCAGACGGUCUAAACGUAUUACAGCAAUUCCUGGUCCAGUAGGGUUAGUGAACUCUGUUCAGUUGCUUGAAGAUAAAGCAGACCCAGUUUUCUUUUUUUCUUUUAAGAAUCUCAUGGUAGCUCUGGGAUCUUUUGGUUUGAUAUGUGCAAAUAGGUUUUAAAACAUGAAUUUGGAAAUCAGCUUUCUGUAGUGCUUUUCCUUUUGGUUUUGUUGCUACUCGGACAGUCCUUUAUUCACAGAUUCUCAGAAAUGUGCUCGUUAUAUCUCUUAAAGAGGUUGUUCUCACCAAAACGUCCUUCCCCUCACAUUAAUGGGUGCAGUGGCAAGUAUGCAGGUGCGUGGUAGCAGCAGUGAAGGUCCAGUCCCCUCUGAAUCUUGGGCUGCUAAGUGGAACUAAUUAAAUCUGACUGUAAUCCUCUGGUGGCUGAGGGGGGUAUGCAUAUUUUAUAGUAUUUGUAACCUUUGAUUUGUUUUAUGCUGAUCAGUUCCGUUUGCUGGAGUUACCCUUGGGACCACUAUUUAAAUCCUUUACAGAAUAUUUACCAUUCCAUGAUGGUUUAUGGAAACGGAGACAUUUUACAAAUUAUUUCAAUGCACCUUUUUCUGUCAUCAGAGGGACCCUGGGACUUGCAAGACACAAUGGGUUUGUGCAGGAUGUCAGUGUUCCUCCAGUUCAGGUGCCACCAGUAACCCUGGCAGUCAUUUUCUUUGUGUGUGCGGUGGAAGCCAGUAACUGUAGCCAUUGUCUGCACGACCAGUUUGCUCCUACGACUUUUGUUUCCUUUGACAUAACAGCCAAGAAGGAAAAUGCUGUUAGAAUGUGGGAGGAAAUACCUUCACUGGUUUUGUUUGUGGAGCAGCUUCGUGUUUCUGAGGAGUUGAGCUUUCACUACAAGCUGAAGGCUUAGAACUGGAGAUUAAAAAAAAGAAAGAAAGAGAAAUUUCGUGAGGCUACCCAGGCCCUGCUGCUUUACACUGCUUUGGCUUUGUGCCUUCCAUUGAUGCUCAUAUCGAACCCUUAAGUAAUGACUUUGCUAUGGAUUGUAAAACUUCCAGAGUUUGGCAUUUCACCUGUGUGGCAGCCCUGAGGAAACAGAGAUUUCUCAGAGAGUGGGAUACAUACAAAUACUCACCAAAAAUCUUAAGUCUUAAGCUAGUCUGAAUAGAAUUGACUCUGCAAAUGAGACCAUGGGGGGCUGUUACAAUUUUCUUGCCUUAUGAUAAUAAUCCAUUUCAUAAUGAGUUGAAGGAGAGAAGAAUGAAUCGUCCCUUUCCCAGACAUGCUUCUUGUCUUUAGCUGAGCCUGUUGGCCUGGCUGAUUUCUUUUCUACCUAAUUCGUCCUGGAAGCUGAGUCUCUUUGCAAAGUGUGGCUUUACUGUCCUCAUCCUUUAAAUCUGAAGUUAAAACUGUUCAGCUCGCUCUACCUUUGAGAACAAAUGCUUGUGUCACAUGUGGAAUGGCACAAACCUAGAUGACCUGAUGAAAGCUCAUCUGCUUCUUCCUGUUCUUUUGCCAAGGUCACUUUAAUGACUUGCUUAUUUUUACUUCCAUAACAUAGUAUGUUGUGUCAGAUGAGUAUCUGAGCUUCACAGCCCUUCUCAAUUACACUGUGCGCUCCCCAGCACAACAGCAGCUUUGCUUUCUUUCAGGUACUCUGGGGCUCAUUCAACCACAGCCGUCACUGCGGGUCUGCAAUCCAUUCUGGUGUUUCAGCGUACUGGCACGCUGCUGAUCCCUGAGUCGUGGAGCAGAGAGGCUGCCUGUUCAGCCAGUGAUUCUGUCCUUUUGCACAAAGAGCUGCCUUGGUUUCUCUCCAAGAGCUUGAGUGCCUUGCUUAAUUAAACUAAAAACCCCCAAACAAACCAGCCCCACCCAGCUACACUGUUCAGUUAGGCCCUCACUGAGAAACAAACGGGUACGGGCACAGCCAGUGGGUGCUGCAUGGCUGCAGGGCUUGGAAGUCUCAUGCUCCAGGCUUUAAGCCACAGCUCAGAAAAAAACCCCAUGUUUGCUCAAAGCCAAUUCAAUAGAUGAAUGGGGCCACAGCUAGCACCUAAUCCCUGGCCUUCCUGAGAACUGAAGUCUCACUACAAGCCUUAGAAACUGGCAGGUUUGCAGGGUCCGUGGUAUGGGCUGACAAGGCCCCUCUGGGUUUCACAUGGCUUCCUGUUAGCAGGAUUUCUCAGCAUUACAUGCAGAGCUCGGAUACAGCUGUAUUUACUCCUCCAGAUAUUAGUCAAGGAAUUUGCUCUGUUUCCUGCUCUGUUGCUGUGUGACAUGGCAGCGGUGAGGGAUGUGGGCAGGAUGGGUUUGUCCAAUGAACACAUUUACAGAGUUUUGUGAAAUUUCUCCUGCCCCUUAA
Egretta garzetta (little egret) is the source of this 5404-nucleotide messenger RNA. RefSeq names its product mannosidase alpha class 1B member 1 (gene MAN1B1). The annotation marks the transcript as partial. Gene Ontology annotation, biological process: carbohydrate metabolic process; N-glycan processing. The record is from RefSeq and is a predicted model, not a curated record. The transcript has 13 exons. Gene Ontology annotation, cellular component: endoplasmic reticulum; membrane. Gene Ontology annotation, molecular function: calcium ion binding; mannosyl-oligosaccharide 1,2-alpha-mannosidase activity. Lineage: Eukaryota; Metazoa; Chordata; Aves; Pelecaniformes; Ardeidae.